AAGCUCAAAUUAACUUAAGAACUCACACUUAAGUUUUAAACCUCCAAGGAUGUCUCUCUUCACGCUCUUCUUCGCUUGCUUUGUUCCAAAAUCUGGUUCAAGGAUUAACACAACCGACAGUAAUUUGGAAGUCUUGUCUUUGAAGAAACCCAAAAGAAAAACCGAGUCCAUAAGAACUCCUACUAUCGUCGUCUCUUAUUUUCCCGUAGGCUCCAACCUUUCUCGUCUAUAGGAACUAGGAAGUAGGAAGGAUAAAAGUGAAAUUCUGUAGUUAUGAUCACAACCAAGAAAAUAUAUGAGGCUGAUACUAUUGAUCCAGUCCAAUCUUGUUUAUCUAUGUAAUAGACCAAUGAAAGAUUCUGCUUGUGGUCGACACUUUUUUGUAAUGAUGAUUUUGUUUUGGGUAAGUUUAUGUAUAUACAGUGGCACAGAGACAGAAUAACUAUUUAUUGAUAUAAAUAUUAUUUUUUAGUCAAAACUUUCUUACUUAAUUGAAAAUGAAAUAAAAUAUUUAGCAGC
This is a messenger RNA of Arabidopsis thaliana (thale cress), 519 nucleotides long. RefSeq lists its product as uncharacterized. Lineage: Eukaryota; Viridiplantae; Streptophyta; Magnoliopsida; Brassicales; Brassicaceae. Bases 50 to 232 code for a protein of 60 amino acids. The transcript has a single exon. The record is from RefSeq and is marked reviewed.